GAGCCGGCCGGGCCGGGCGGCGCGCGGCAACAUGGCCUCCCCGCCCCACCAGCAGCUGCUGCCGCACCACGGCACCGAGGUGAGCUGCGACUCGAGCGGGGACAGCAGCAGCGUCAGGGUCAAGAUCAACCCCAAGCAGCUGGUGUCCAACAGCCACGCCAAGCACUGCAAGCACAGCAUCUCCUCCAGCUGCAGCAGCUCCGGGGACUCGGGCGGGGGUCCCCGGCGAGCGGGGGCCGGGGGCCGCCUGCGGCGGCGGAGGAAGCUGCCCCAGCUGUUCGAGAGGGCGUCCAGCCGCUGGUGGGACCCCCGCUUCGACUCGGUGAACCUGGAGGAGGCCUGCCUGGAGCGCUGCUUCCCGCAGACCCAGCGCCGCUUCCAGUGCGCGCUCUUCUACAUCGGCUUCGCCUGCCUGCUCUGGAGCGUCUACUUCGCGGUGCACAUGCGACCCAGGCUCACGGCCAUGGUCGCCCCUGCCCUGGGCUUCCUCGCCGUGUGCGUGGGCUUCUUCCUGUUUACCUUCACCAAGCUCUACGCCCGGCAUUACGUGUGGACCUCGCUGGUUCUCACCCUCCUGGUGUCCGCCCUGACCCUGGCGGCCCAGCUGCAGGUCUUGGGGCCUGACUCAGGACGUGUUGACAGCUCCAAUCACACUCCCGCGGCCAAGCCCACGGACACUUGCUUGUCUCCAGUGGGGAGCUUUUCCAUGUGCAUCCAAGUGCUCUUCCUGCUCUACACCGUCAUGCACUUACCUUUGUACCUGAGCGUGUUCCUGGGAGCAGCCUACUCCGUUCUGUUCGAGACCUUCGGCUACUAUUUCCAAAACGAAGGUUGCUUCCCCCCGCCCGGCUUGGGGGCCCCACACUUGGAGCUGCUGAGCCGGGCCCUGCUCCACGUCUGUGUCCAUGCCAUCGGCAUCCACCUGUUCGUCAUGUCCCAGGUGAGGUCCCGCAGCACCUUUCUCAAGGUGGGCCAGUCCAUCAUGCACGGGAAGGACCUGGAGGUGGAGAAAGCCCUCAAGGAGCGGAUGAUUCACUCAGUGAUGCCAAGAAUCAUCGCAGAUGACUUGAUGAGGCAGGGGGACGAGGAGAGUGAGAAUUCCAUCAAAAGGCACGCCACCUCGAGCCCCAAGAACAGGAAGAAGAAGUCGUCCAUCCAGAAGGCCCCCAUAGCCUUCCGCCCCUUCAAGAUGCAGCAGAUUGAAGAAGUCAGCAUUUUGUUCGCAGAUAUCGUGGGCUUCACCAAAAUGAGUGCCAACAAGUCUGCCCAUGCGCUGGUGGGUCUCCUGAAUGAUCUCUUUGGCCGCUUCGACCGCUUAUGUGAAGAGACCAAGUGCGAGAAGAUCAGCACCCUGGGAGACUGCUACUACUGCGUGGCGGGGUGUCCUGAGCCCCGAGCUGACCAUGCUUACUGCUGCAUCGAGAUGGGCCUGGGCAUGAUCAGAGCCAUUGAGCAGUUCUGCCAGGAGAAGAAAGAGAUGGUAAACAUGCGUGUCGGGGUACACACAGGCACUGUUCUGUGUGGCAUCUUGGGUAUGAGGAGGUUUAAGUUCGACGUGUGGUCCAACGAUGUGAACCUGGCCAAUCUCAUGGAGCAGCUGGGAGUGGCCGGCAAGGUGCACAUUUCCGAGGCCACUGCAAAAUACCUAGAUGACCGGUACGAGAUGGAAGAUGGGAAGGUCACCGAGCGCCUCGGCCAGAGCGUCGUUGCCGACCAGUUGAAAGGUUUGAAGACAUACCUGAUAGCGGGUCACAGAGCGAAGGCGACUCAUUGCAGCUGCUCAGAGGCCUGGCUUUCUGGUCCCGAGGCCACUGAUGGCUCACAGGUGUCCUCAGGCCCUAGGGGACAGGGGACAGCGUCACCAGGGAGUGUCAGUGACUUGGCACAGACUGUCAAAACCUUUGAUAACCUUAAGACCUGCCCUUCGUGUGGAAUCACGUUUGCACCCCCGUUGGACACUGGCGCAGAGGGAGGAGCGAUGCAGAACGGCUGUCAGGAGGAGCCCAGGAAUGGCACUAAGGCUUCCGGAGGAGCCAACUCCAAGUCGCAGAAUGGACUGCUGAGCCCGCCCCCGGAGGAGCGACUCACCACCAGCCAGACAUCCCUGUGUGAGAUCCUCCAGGAGAAAGGGCGCUGGGCGGGCGUGAGCCUGGACCAGUCGGCACUGCUGCCGCUGAGGUUCAAGAACAUCCGCGAGAAGACGGAUGCCCACUUCGUGGACGUCAUCAAGGAAGACAGCUUGAUGAAAGAUUACUUUUUCAAGCCGCCCAUCAGUCAGUUCAGCCUGAGUUUCCUGGACCAGGAGCUGGAGCGUGCCUACAGGACCAGCUACCAGCAGGAGGUGAUCAGAAAUGCUCCCGUGAGGACCUUUGCCAGCGCCACCUUCAGCUCCCUGCUGGACGUGCUCCUGUCCACGGUGGUGUUCCUGAUUCUCUCUGUCACCUGCUUCCUGAAGCACGGGGCCGCCGCCUCGCCCCCCCCACCUGCCGCCCUGGCCGUGUUCGGGGCCGCCCUGCUGCUGGAGCUGCUGUCUCUCGUGGUCUCUGUCAGGAUGGUGUUCUUCCCUGAGAGUGUCAUGACCUGCACCAAGCGCCUGCUGGAGUGGAUCGCAGGCUGGCUCCCUCGCCACUGCAUCGGGGCCAUCCUGGUGUCACUCCCUGCCCUGGCUGUCUACUCACAUGUCACCUCAGAGUUUGAGACAAACAUACAGCUCACCGUGUUCACGGGCUCGGCCGUCCUGAUCGCCGUAGUGCAUUACUGCAACUUCUGCCAGCUCAGCUCCUGGAUGAGGUCGGCCCUGGCCACUGCAGUUGGGGCUGUGCCCCUGCUUGCACUCUGCCUUUCCCUGUGCCCGGACAGUUCUAUAGUCAUUUCGCAUCUUGAUGCCGUUCAGAAUUUCAGCACUGAGCGGAGCCCCUGUAACAGUUCCCUGCCACGCGACAGCCGGCGGCCGGCCAGCCUCAUCGGCCAGGAGGUGAUCCUGGUCUUCUUCCUCCUGCUACUGCUCGUCUGGUUCCUGAACCGGGAAUUCGAGGUCAGCUACCGCCUCCACUACCACGGGGACGUGGAGGCCGACCUCCACCGCACCAAGAUCCAGAGCAUGCGCGACCAGGCCGACUGGCUGCUGCGGAACAUCAUCCCCUACCACGUGGCCGAGCAGCUCAAGGUCUCCCAGACCUACUCCAAGAACCACGACAACGGCGCCGUCAUCUUCGCCAGCAUCGUCAACUUCAGCGAGUUCUACGAGGAGAACUACGAGGGGGGCAAGGAGUGCUACCGCGUGCUCAACGAGCUCAUCGGCGACUUCGACGAGCUCCUGGGCCGGCCCGACUACAGCAGCAUUGAGAAGAUCAAGACCAUCGGGGCCACGUACAUGGCGGCGUCGGGACUGAACGCCACGCAGGCGGCGGAUGGCAGCCACCCACAGGAGCAGCUGCGCAGCCUCUUCGAGUUUGCCAGGGAGCUGAUGCGGGUGGUGGGCGACUUCAACAGCAACAUGCUCUGGUUCAACUUCAAGCUCAGGGUGGGCUUCAACCAUGGGCCCCUCACGGCGGGCGUCAUCGGCACCACGAAGCUGCUGUACGACAUCUGGGGGGACACGGUGAACAUAGCCAGCAGGAUGGACACGACUGGCGUGGAGUGCCGCAUCCAGGUGAGUGAGGAGAGCUAUCGGGUCCUGAGCAAGAUGGGCUACGACUUUGACUACAGAGGCACGGUGAACGUCAAGGGGAAGGGCCAAAUGAAGACCUACCUCUUCCCCAAGUGCACGGACAACGGGGGCGUGCCGCAGCACCAGCUGUCCAUCUCCCCAGACAUCCGGGUCCAGGUGGACGGCAGCAUCGGACGGUCUCCCACAGACGAGAUUGCCAACCUGGUGCCUUCCGUCCAGAGCUUGGAAAAGACACCGCUGGGUCCCGACGACAGCGCGCAGGCCAAGGACACUCAGCCCGUGUCUAAGAGACCCUGGAAGGAGCCGGCCAGGGCCGAGGAGCGCGCCCGGCUCAGCAGGGCCCUGGAGAGCAGCGACUGUGACGACGUGGGGCUGGAGGAGGCCAACGAGCUCACCCGACUCAACCUCUCCCCCCGCGUGUGAGGUGCUGGCCGCAGGGCGCGUGCUCUCGGCCACAGAUGCUCCGUAGCCCUGACUACCGUCCGGAUGGCAUCUAUUCAGGGUUCAUUUCAACCGUGGCUCCCUCCCCUGCUCCCCAGGUGUGGUGUCUGGCCGUGAGGAGAACAAGUGCCUUUCAGGGGAGCCUGGGGCCUGGGGCCUGGGGCAUCGUCUAGCUUCAACAACAAAAGCUGUGGUUAAGGAGUCACUCUCACUGCUCUUCCUCACGAGACACUUCGGUUUCCCUCCGCUGAUCAAGGGGUUGGGGCUUUUUCCCCCUUUGUACACAAUCUUGUUUUCCAAUUAUCUGACCUUCCGUGUAAACGCGCACACACGCACACACUUGCUCCAUGAAGCAGAUUAAGUGCCAGUAUCACUGAGCAGGGCGAGGCGAGGGGAUGCGGCCAAGAGCAGCGGGCCUUGGGCCCUGGGCCAUCCUUUCGUCCAUCCAGCUGCGAGCCCACUCUCACCGCGCUUACAGUGGCAAAACCUCAUGAACCAGGCCUCAGGGGGCAAAAAGAAAAGCCAUUUCUUUCCUCCCCGGCAACCAGGGGUCUCUGAGCAGGGUGCUGAUGGGGCCAUCUUGAGAGCUGACUGUACCAGGGGGAAAAGCCAAAUAAAUGCCACAGGGGUGCACUUAUUUAUUUAUUUAUUUAUCAGGAACCACGUGGGUUUCAGGGAGGGGGCGCAGGUCAUUCUGGUGAUAGGGGUCCACUGAGGGUGCCACCAUGUACCAGGGUGCUCCGGCCGCUUGGAGCCAUGUCCCAGAGCAGGGCUAUGUACCAGGGCCCUUGGCUCACCCUGAAACCAGCGCUGUGGGGGUCUGGGCUGGGGGCCGCUCCCACUCGCUCCUCCACCCGCUCUGUUCCCAGCCCAAUCAGGACAGGCCCCACUGAGCUGUCAGCCUCUCGAUGGAGUUCUUCCUCUGUUUUGUGGGGACAAUCGAGUGACCCACGGCGAGGUGCCGCCCAGGGGAAGUGCAAAUUCCCAUGGGGAAGUCACUUCCGUGGCUUCUUGGCUGCUCCAACUUGGAAUCACAUUUUUGCUGCAAGCCUGAAGAUUAGGUAAAACUGAGCUGGAACUGUCCUCGUCUCUUUCAUUUUAUGAUGGCGGGAUAUUGGGGACCCAGCUCCUCUCUCUCUCUCUCUCUCAGACCUUAGCCCACCUCCGUGCUCUGUGUGUAUUCUCGUCCGGGCAGCCGUAGGCACCGCUGUUCCCCACGCUGGCUCCAGCGUCCCCUGGCGACUCUAGACACAGUGGGCCCGGCGGGCGCGCAUUCCCAAUGCUGCUCUGCCUUCAGGGUUUUGACUGUGGGUCUUGUUGGUCUUCCAAUGCCGGUGAGCAGACGGUGACAAUACCUCUUGCUUCCAAAGAAUGUACACUCACACGAUACUGCAAACCUUUCAUUUUUGUUUUUCUCUCCAAGACACUACCUGAUGCUCUCCUCGCACGUGGGACCUGCGAGCUGCACGGGGUCUCUGUCAGUGUUAGGGUGGGUGGGCGUCUGGGGGCCCACCCCCUCGGCCCCUGGUGCCAGUCUCCGGGGCUUCCGCCACAGCUGGCCGGCCUGUGUCUUUGCUGUUUCGCUAAAAAUGUGCUCUGCACAGACUUCCUUCCCGCCAGCUCUCCCCCAUCUCCUCCGGGGCAUCCGCUCUUCGGAGACCCCAGGCAAGGAAUUCCGCCCCUCUUGGGGUCUGGCCCGACCGGUGCAGACUCAAGCCUCUGGUGGGGGCCGCUCCCCCAGCACCUGAAAAGUUCUUUCAAAACACCCGGGACAGAUGUUCCCGACAGGCCGAGCUAGCGCCUGCCCUGACGCAUACCUCAGCGCUCCGCCAUGGCCAGUUCCGCAGCAGCUGCCCGCGGAGGCCACAGCGCUCUUCAGCCAGUGGAUGUGUUCUUCAGAGGGGCAGUGCCUCUUUUGAGCAUCGGGCAGGAAGCAAUACUGCAGCAUUGAAUGUGUGUAAAUAGUCGCUCCCAGUUGCAAUGGUUACUUUCUUCUUGGCCCUGGGUCAGACCCAGUGAUCUCUCUGUAUCCGACAAGCACAGCACUGCAGCCCAUGCAGACACGUCGCACCGCAGCACCAAGCCCCCACAUAGCUUGAAGAAUCUCAGCAGUUAGGCUUCUCUGCACGGCCCCCCACAGGCCCCCUUCAACACGGCCAUGAGCUGCGCCGCACCGUGGGCUGUGACCGCGUGUCGCUCCCAAAGAGCCAUCUGUGGCCGCGUUUCUCAAUUCCCGAGGAAAGCGGCGUCUGCUGGACUUCAGGAGACGAUCAUGAGACAACAUGAAUCCGAUCGGGGGUCAGAUCAGAGCCAACAGUUUGCGUUUCCUCCCUUUGCUCUGCUCUUUUUAAAUUGUUAAUUCUAAUUUCAAAAUGCAUCCACUGAAGAAUAGACAUUA
Sorex fumeus (smoky shrew) is the source of this 6509-nucleotide messenger RNA. It is a transcript of the gene ADCY9, whose product is annotated as adenylate cyclase 9. The record is from RefSeq and is a predicted model, not a curated record. Gene Ontology annotation, biological process: cyclic nucleotide biosynthetic process; adenylate cyclase-activating G protein-coupled receptor signaling pathway; intracellular signal transduction. The transcript has 10 exons. The coding region runs from base 32 to 4093 and encodes 1353 amino acids. Gene Ontology annotation, molecular function: adenylate cyclase activity. Lineage: Eukaryota; Metazoa; Chordata; Mammalia; Eulipotyphla; Soricidae.